AUGACUAAGCCAAGGGUCGUGUAUUGGUUCCGAACAGACCUCCGACUUCACGAUUCUCCCGCAUUGAAGGCCGCGCUAGAUCUGGAGCCAGAUGUUCUGUGGCCGAUAUUCACCUGGGAUCCGUACUAUGUCUACAGGGCGAGGGGAGGCACAAAUAGAUGGCAGUUUCUCCUCGACUGUCAGAAUGACCUGUCCAGCUCCAUCACAAAACUAAACGCCAAGUCCAAGCUCUUUGUCCUCCGAGAAGCGCCCCAGACUCUGUUCCCCAAGCUCCUCAAAGCCUGGAAAGUCACGCAUCUCGUCUUCGAGAAGGACACCGAUGCAUAUGCACGGCAGCGUGACGGCGUCGUCGCCAAGGCAGCCAAGGCAGCCGGCGUCAAAGUCGUCAUCCACUCUGGCAGAACCCUCUGGGACAGCGACGAGAUUGUCGCCCACCACGACGGCAAGCCAACCAUGUCCAUGACGCAGCUGCUCUCGGCUGCAAAGAAGGUUGGCCAAGUCCCCCGGCCGAUAGCCGCGCCCAAGAGUCUCCCGGACCCGGGCGAUAUGCCGCUCGACUUUGAGCAGCACGUGCCCAGCAGCGUUCCAGAUGUGAAUGCGCAGACGAGGGAGAAGAAAGACACGGCGUACAAGAGCAUCGCCGGGCCCAAGGGCGAUUUCGCCAUCGAGACGCUGGAGGAGCUUGGGUUUCCGGCGGCCACGACUCCCUACAGGGGAGGGGAGAGCAUUGCGUUGAAGAAUCUAGCCGAUAUUAUCAAGAAGGAAAAGUAUACAGCCACGUUUGAGAAGCCAAAGACCAGUCCGGCGCAGUUUGAGCCGCAGUCGACCACGUUGCUCUCGCCGUUUCUUCACUUUGGUGCCCUGUCCGUCAGGGAGUUCUACUGGCGGGUGCAAGACGUGGUCGAGGCCUACGGGAAAGGGGCAUCGACCCCUCCGGCAAGCUUGACGGGCCAGCUCAUCUUUCGGGAUAUGUAUUUCGCCGCGCAGGCGGCCGUCGGUGCCAAGUUUACGCAGACGGCUGGGAACCCGUACUGUCGUUUUAUACCCUGGCACCUGCCGUCGGAGAGAGACUCGCAGACCGGUCUUGUGACCGACAAGUACACAGUUGACUCGGACGAUGCCGAGAAGUGGUUCCAGCGAUGGAAGCGAGGCGUUACGGGCUUCCCCUGGAUAGACGCUCUUAUGCGCCAGCUCCUCCACACGGGUUGGAUACACCACCUUGGCCGUCAUAGCCUAGCGUGCUUCCUUACCAGGGGAGGAUGCUACGUCGACUGGGAGAGGGGCGCAGAGGUCUUCGAGGUGCACCUGUUGGAUCACGAACCUGCCUGCAACGCGGGCAAUUGGCAGUGGUUGUCGUGUACGGCUUUCUUCUCGCAGUAUUUUCGGUGCUACAGCCCCGUUUCCUUCGGGCAGAAGUGGGAUAAGAACGGAGAUUUGAUUCGCAAAUGGGUCCCGGAGCUGAAGAAUUUGGAUUCCAAGUACAUAUAUGAGCCGUGGAAGGCGCCGAUUCAGGAUCAGAAGAAGGCGGGCGUGAGGGUGGUGGGUGAUGGACUAGGUGACCAGGAGCAGGGGACCUAUCCGAAGCCAAUGUUUGAUUUUGGGAAAAGGAGGGAGACUUGCAUCAAUGCCAUGAAUAUUGCGUAUGGAGUCGGUUUGUAUGGGGAUGACGAGAGGGUCCUGGAUGGUUCGUGGAGAGAGCUGUUUGAGGGAAAGGGAGGGGAAAUGAUGGAAAUGGUUGCGAGUGACGAUGGGGAGAACGCGGACGAAGGGGAUGAAGAUGUCGGAGACAAGAGGAGGAGGCGGAAGGGGGAGGGCGGUAAUGGUGUUAAAAAGCAAAAGAAGUAG
Metarhizium brunneum ARSEF 3297 is the source of this 1845-nucleotide messenger RNA. It is a transcript of the gene CRY2, whose product is annotated as Cryptochrome-2. Gene Ontology annotation, cellular component: nucleus; cytoplasm. The record is from RefSeq and is a predicted model, not a curated record. Gene Ontology annotation, biological process: circadian regulation of gene expression; entrainment of circadian clock by photoperiod. Lineage: Eukaryota; Fungi; Ascomycota; Sordariomycetes; Hypocreales; Clavicipitaceae. Gene Ontology annotation, molecular function: DNA binding; deoxyribodipyrimidine photo-lyase activity; FAD binding.